AUCUCUCGAUCUAUUACUCCUCCGCUCCGCCGCUUUCUACGGCGGCCUAAAACCUAGAAUCCUAUGCAAACAAGGACCCGUGCAAACGGUAUGCGAAUUCCGGCCGCCACCAAGCCAUUAGAGGCAGCGGCGACGCCGAAGAAGCCCAAGCCAGCACCCGAGCCCUUCGAAAGCGACUCCGCGUGCUCCUCUCCGUCCGCGUCGGGGUUCCUCAUCGUGCCCUCGCAGAAGCUCAGCACGGAGAAGAAGAAGAAGAAGAGCUCCGCGUCCAAGGUGUUCAGCGACGGCGACGUGAUUUCGCUGCUGAACGGCCUCGCCGCUUUCUGGGUGAAUGGGCGGAACAAUAAGUGGGCGGAGUUUCACCAAUUCGUCGAGGGGGGUCUGUCGAAUCGGUACACGAAGGUUCAGGUGUCGGAGAAGAUUCGGAGUUUGAAGAAGAAGUUCGAGUCCAAUUUGGAGAGAGCGAGGUUGAAUGGGGGAAGGGUUGAUUUGGCGGAUAAUCAUGAAUUGGCUGUGUUUGAGCUGUCGAAGGGGCUUUGGGGAGAUGAGAGGGGUGAGGGAAUUGAGAGCGGCGUUGUGCAGGAGAAAGGGGGGAAGGGUGAGUCUGUGGAUGGGGAUUGGGAGGUGGUUGAGAAGGAUGAAGGAAGCAAUAGAAGGAAGAAGAAGAGUAAGAAGAAGAGGAAUCAAAUGCGUGAGGAAGGUGAAGAGAGUGAUACAGCGAAGAAGGGGGAGAACGGGAUUGAAGAAGGGGACGUCGGUGAUGGUGAUGGAGGUAAUGCGGUUUUGCACGGUGAAGACAGCAAGGAUAUGGGGAAGCCGGAGCAUGGGAAUGGAGAAGCGGUGGAAGGAGGCGAGAGCGAUGGUGCUGAUGUGGCAUCGGAGGAAGGCGAGGUGAAUGAUGCAGCCAACACGAUUCUCAGCAUAAGGAAAUUGGCCGAAGCAAAUGGUGGAGGAAGCAUGGGCGAAGCAAAUGGUGAAGGAAGCAAGAAAACGAGGGAACUGUCCAGAGCAAAUGGUGAAGGAAGCAUGGCCGAAGCAAAUGGUGAACGGAGCAAGAAAACGAGGAAACUGGCCGAAGCAAAUGGUGAAGGAAGCAAGAAAACGAGGGAACUGGCCGAAGCAACUGGUGACGGAAGCAUGGCCGAAGCAAAUGGGGAAGGAAGCAAGAAGAAGAAGAAGAAGAAGAAGAAGAAGAAGUGGGAGCAAGGGGAUGGGAGUGAUGGACAGAAGGAAACAGUGAUGGAAGAUGUACAGGUGGAGGAGAAUGAUGAGGGAAACAAGAAGAAGGAAAUAGUGAUGGAAGAGGUGAAGGGGAAUGAACAGGGAAACAAGAAAUUUAGCAAACGGAAACAGGUCGAUGGGAAUGGUGAAAGAACCAAGAAGGCGAGGAAAACAAAACUAGUGGAUGAGUGUGUUGAAGUUUUGAAACCAGUUAAGCAAGCUGGUGAAGACGAAGAGUUAAUGGAAGAAAGGGUACAAGUAGAUGAACAAGAUAAGAAAUCUAAGAAGAAAAAACGAGUAGAUGGACAUGAUGCAAAGAAAGAUUUGGCUAAACAAGGGAAGCAAGAGGGAGAAGAAGAAGAAGAGAUAUUGAAAGAAGGGAAACAAGUAGAUGGGCAUGAACGCAAGAAAUCGAAGAAGCAAAAACGAGUUGAUGGACAUGAUGUAAAGAAAGAUUUGGCGAAACAACAAGAGGAAGAAGAAGAAGGAUUAUUGAAAGAAGGGAAACAAGUAGAUGAGCAUGAGCGAAAAAGCAAGAAAUCUAAGAAGCAAAAACGAAUUGAUGGACAUGAUGUGAAGAAAGAUUUGGCUAAAGAAGGGAAGCAAGAGGAGGAAGAAGAAGAAGAAGAAGAAGAAGAAGAAGAAGAAGAGUUAUUGAAAGAAGGGAAACUAGUAGAUGAGCAUGGACAACAAGACAAGAAAUCUAAGAAGAAAAAAAGAGUUGAUAGACACAAUGUAAAGAAAGAUUUGGGUAGACUAGGGAAGCAAGUGGAUGACCAAAGUGAUGAAGAACAUGAUAUACCAACAAGACAAACACUGAAGAUGGAGAUGGAGAUUGGAGUUGAUGAUUUUCAGACUGCAUACCCGCUCUUGUGUUCACCAUUUGAUUUCAUUAGUUCCAAUAUUACCAUGAAACAAUGUGUUUUGAUUGGGCGAGAGGAUGCGCAGAAGCUUGAAGAUCAGUUGAGGGAACUCAAGGCUGAGGAGCUUCGCUUGAAGCUUAAAAGGCUUGAUCUGAUGAACCGCCUAGGAAAAUGAAGGAAGCACAAUAUGUUUAAACAGAUCAGAAGGCUCCAAAGUCUGGUUUUUCUUUAAGCAUAUUGAUGGACUCCUAUAUUUGUGACUUGCUAGGUGCUCUUUAAGAUGUUUGGAUUAGUGUAUUGAUGUUUUUGAUGAUCAUGAUUCUGGAAUCCUGUCUGGAAAUUUUGUUUUGAAACAGAUUUAACUGAUGAUGCUGCGAAUGUGAUGGAGAAUUUUGGAUGUAAUUACUUUCAGUACACUUGGUGGUUUUGGCAUCAACUACAAGAGAGAUUUUAUCUUUGGAUCUUGUAUUAGUCUUGCAUCUCUGUUUGGAUGAAUGGUGAAAAACAAAGUUGCAAUAGUAAUUGAUUUUUAGUGUA
This is a messenger RNA of Salvia hispanica, 2621 nucleotides long. RefSeq lists its product as uncharacterized. Gene Ontology annotation, biological process: regulation of DNA-templated transcription. NCBI's taxonomy places the organism in Eukaryota, Viridiplantae, Streptophyta, Magnoliopsida, Lamiales, Lamiaceae. Gene Ontology annotation, cellular component: nucleus. The record is from RefSeq and is a predicted model, not a curated record.